AUGAGCGUUGCUCUCCCCCGCAUGGGCGUUGCUCUCCCCCGCAUGGGCGUUGCUCUCCCCCGCAUGGGCGUUGCUCUCCCCCGCAUGGGCGUUGCUCUCUUCCGCAUGGGCGUUGCUCUCCCCUGCAUGGGCGUUGCUCUCCCCCGCAUGGGCGUUGCUCUCCCCCGCAUGGGCGGUGCUCUCCCCCGCAUGGGCGGUGCUCUCCCCCACAUGGGCAUUGCUCUCCCCCGCAUGGGCGGUGCUCUCCCCCGCAUGGGCGUUGCUCUCCCCCGCAUGGGCGGUGCUCUCCCCCGCAUGGGCGGUGCUCUCCCCCGCAUGGGCAUUGCUCUCCCCCGCAUGGGCGGUGCUCUCCCCCGCAUGGGCGUUGCUCUACCCCGCAUGGGCGUUGCUCUCCCCCGCAUGAGCGGUGCUCGCCCCCGCGCAUGUAUUGCGUGGGGCAUCUCCAUUUCGCCUCGCGCUUCUGCCGCACCUGACCUCUGCCCCAUCGUUCGCCUCCUUGCCCCGUGUGCUGCCCUGCCGCGUUGUGUGCUGCCCUGCCGCGUUGUGUGCUGCAUCUGUGUAUGUGUGUGUGUGUGUGUGUGUGUGUGUGUGUGUGUGUGUGUGUGUGUGUGUGUGUGUGUGUGUGUGCGUGUGUGUGUGUGUGUGUGCUGGUAUCCGUGUAUGUGUGUGUAUGUGUGUGUGUGUGUGUGUGUGUGUGUGUGCUGCAUCCGUCGCGAGCGGGAGAGUGAGGCGUUGCGGCAGGCGGUGGAGGAGAGGGAGGCAGUGGUAGCCAGGCAGCGCCAGGACCUGGCGCGCGUGGAGGCCGACAGAGACAGGCUGCUCGCCACAAAGCAGGCGCUGGAGGCGGCAGCCCAGAGCGCAGACGCCACCAGGUCGUCGCUACUGGAGGAGGCCAACGAGGCACUGGCAGCCACCAAGCAGGCGCUGCAGCACCACAAGGACCAGCUGCUGCGGGUGGUGGCAGAGGGAGCGCAGGAGAGGGCAGCAGCGGUGGAGGCGGUGAGGGAGGAGAUGCGGCAGCAGCGGACGGCACUCGAGGCAGAGGCGGCGGACAAGGAGAGGCACCUCACAGCUGCUCUCACUGCCCUCGCCCAGAGGGCAACGGAGGCAGAGAGGGAGGCAGUGCAGAGAGAAGAGAAGCUGAUGCAAGAGAUAGCGGCUCUCAAGAAUCGGUGCCAGCUGGCGGAGACAGCUCAUGGUGACGUCAGCACACACAUCACAGCAGCAACUCAACCUCUUUUGAGGCAGGUGGAGGGCAUGGCGGCGCAGGUGAGGCGGAUGGAGCAGGAGGAGGAGGAGCGGGAGCGCGUGCACCAGGAGCAGCAGCAGCAGUGGGAGCAGCGGUGGCGCCAGGCAGAGGAGGGGCGCAGGAGGGCGGAGGAGAGGGCGGGGCAAGCGGAGAGAGGGGCAGCUGAGGCAGUGAGGGGUCGGGAGGAGGCAGAGAGGCAGGCGCAGGCUGCAGUGAAGCGACUGCAGGAGUUGCAGCAGCAGCAAGAGGAACUGCGGGAGGCGGCGCAGGCAGCGGGGGAGAGGGAGGGCAUCGCGGAGCAUGCCAGAGCCGAGGCAGCAGCAGCGCUGCAAGCAGCACGUGAGGCAAGAGACGCGGCUGUCAGACGCAUUCAGGAGAUGGAGCGGGCAGGGAGUGGACGAAGAGCAGAGGGCGAUGACAGGGUUGGGGGAGGGGGAGGAGAGGGCAAGGGCAGUGGCGGGAGCAAGGUGCAGCAGCAGCAGCAAGAACGGGCUGAGAUGCUGGUCGUGCCCCUCCCAGCAGCAGCAGCGCCCCACAGCACAGCCGUGGCAGCAUCGCCUGUCGCCUCGUCCCCAACCCCGCUGCCGGCCCUCUCAGCCCUCUCCCUCUCGCACUCCCCUCGCCCCCCCACCAGCCCCCGAGGCAGCAGCGCAGGCAGCAGCGGGCAGGUUGCAGGGGGGCAUGAGGGGCUGGCGGGCAACAGCAGGGCAGGCGAUGGGGGGGGGAGUGCAAGGGGUGGGACGGGGGGGGCGAGUGCGGUAGGCGUGGGAGGGGCGAAGGGGGGGGAGGGGGUGGGAGGCAGUACGGUGCGGCUGGGCGACCUGGACGUGGGGGGGUGGGGCAUGGCAGCAGGCGGGGUGGGCAUGGCAGCAGGCGGUGUGGGCAUGGAGCGACUGCGCGCCAAAGUCAGGCAGCAGGAGGGGGAGGUGCGGCAGCUGCAGCGGGAGGUGCAGGAGGCGCGUGCAGCCAGGGACGCCACGGCGGACGAGCUGCUGCGCGUCUCACAGCGCCUGCUGGCGCUCGAGAAGGAGCGAGUGGCGGUGCCAGCGCUGGAAGCGGAGCUACAGCAGUUGAGGGCGCGGCACGAGGUGGCACUGGUGAUGGUGGGCGAGCGCAACGAGCGCGUGGACGAGCUCGAAGCCGACCUGGCGGACGUGAGGGCGCUCUACAAGGAGCAGGUCGCGCUGCUGGCUGGGCAGGUGGACCCAGCCAAGUGGCCGCAGGGCUACCGCAUCUGCCUCUUCUGCCCGCACUGCGCCAAGACACAGCGCUCCCACCCCAAGUAG
Messenger RNA from Closterium sp. Yama58-4, 2535 nucleotides. NCBI's taxonomy places the organism in Eukaryota, Viridiplantae, Streptophyta, Zygnematophyceae, Desmidiales, Closteriaceae. The record is from the annotation of a GenBank genome assembly.